This is a messenger RNA of Macrosiphum euphorbiae (potato aphid), 1161 nucleotides long. The record is from the annotation of a GenBank genome assembly. NCBI's taxonomy places the organism in Eukaryota, Metazoa, Arthropoda, Insecta, Hemiptera, Aphididae.
AUGGCACAUGAAAGUCGUUUCAAACCAAGAAUAUAUUUAUCUCAAAGUCCUUCGAAAUGUUCUAUAGUACUGAAUAAUGUGUUUAAAAGGCAUAAUGAUUUAAAUAUUUUCAAUGGAGUGAAUUUAACUGCACAUAGUGGUAAAAUAUGUGCUAUACUUGGUGAAAUUAACAGCGGUAAAUCUAUGCUUCUUUCUUGUUUAGUUGGUGGAGAUAAAAUAGACAAAGGUCAUAUAUGGGUUCUUGGUGGUAAACCAAGAACAAAAAGCAGUAAAACCUUAACUAAAUACACUGGUUAUAUGCCUCAGGAAUUUUGUUUGUAUAAAACCAUGACGGUUCUAGAAUUGUUUGCAUAUUUUGGUAACUUAUAUAAUAUUAAUUACAAAUUUAUUCUGUGGAGAAUAAGCUAUUACAAAGACAUUUUUACCCUGCCACCAAUUAAUUCCACUAUUCAAAAAUUAAGUUUCAGUGAAAAAAGAAUGAUAUCAUUUAUAAUAGCAGUAUUCCACAGACCUCGAUUAGUGGUGUUAGACGAGCCUACUAUUGGACUUGACGUUUUAAAAAAAAAUCAAAUUUGGAGAUACUUGUAUCACAUGAUUACUACAUGGAAACCAACAGUAGUUGUAGCCACCAAUAAUAUCGAGGAAGCAUUUUUAGCAACUAAGAUAGCGUAUCUGAAAAAUGGAAAAAUUGUAUUUGAAAGAGAAGUAGAGGAAUUGCAUCGAAAAAAUCCAAAUAAGUCUAUAGAUUUAAUCGUAGAAGAUCUUUAUAACAGUAAUAACUCUGGGAUCAAUUCAAAUCAGUCUGAGACACCGCGAAAUAAAAAGCUAAGCAUUUGUCAGAAAAUCAAUCCAAGAUCAAAUAUUUGGAAGUUCAAAACCAUUAUUAUUCAAAAUAUGAAGUUUUUAACUUCAAAUAUUUGGUACAAUUAUUAUGGUUCUGAAUAUUUGGGUAAAAAUUCCAUGACAAAAGAAUCAACACUAGGACUUAUGAAAGUGCCAAAGAACUACACAAUAGCAAUAAUUAACAGUAUAACACAAGGCUCGUCGAAUAAACGUGAUGAACUAUUAAAAUCUAAUAUAAAUAUUGAAAUAGACAUGUCAAGUAACUUAUACCUAAAGGCUAAAGGCUGUUCUAAACAAAUAUCAUUGUCGCUAAGAUAA